CACCCUGCUGCUUCUAACACCUCCUCCUACACUCUCUCCCUCUCCCCCACAACAAUUCUCAGCUUCCUCUUCCUUCCCUAGCAUUGCUCUUGUUCAGCAGGUUAAUCGAAAGCCUGGACCACCACUAGUUCUUGUUCUUCUCGGCAGCUCUUGUAGGCGCUCAUUAUAUUAAUCCGGGUCUUAGUCAUAGCUUAAUCUAGCUAACCAGGCUCUGAAGAAGUCUGUCCUGAUAAUGAUCUUGGGCUCCUGCUACUGCAUCGAAUUCGUCAGCCCGCUGGGUCUCCACACCAGGAAGAGCUUCUAUUUCUGGAUCUUCCACAUCUUCAACAGAUACUUCCUCCUUGUUCAUUGACGCUAGCUAGCUCGUGCUUUCUCGCUCUACCACCUAUAAGUGUUCUUCUGCCUGAACUAUUUACCUGGCAGUAUCACAGCUAGUAGUACUGUUCCAUUCCAUCGGUAGCGUUGGCUUCUUCCUGAAUACAUAGCUUGCAAGUGUACAUUCAUAUUACUACAAUCUCGGCCACUAUAAUGGGCACCAUGACCUUGCCGCCCGGGUUCCGCUUCCACCCCACCGACGACGAGCUCGUCGGCUACUACCUCAAGCGCAAGGUCGACAACCUCAAGAUCGAGCUCGAGGUCAUCCCCGUCAUCGAUCUCUACAAGUCCGAGCCGUGGGAACUGCCAGAGAAGUCGUUCCUUCCGAAGCGCGACCUGGAGUGGUUCUUCUUCUGCCCGCGCGACCGCAAGUACCCCAACGGGUCGCGCACCAACCGCGCCACGGCCACGGGGUACUGGAAGGCCACCGGCAAGGACCGCCGCAUCGCCUGCGACGCCGGCGUCUACGGCCUCCGCAAGACGCUCGUCUUCUACCGCGGCCGCGCCCCCGGCGGCGAGCGCACCGACUGGGUCAUGCACGAGUACCGCCUCUGCCAGGACCUCGCGCACGGCGCCUGCAACUUCAUCGGGGCUUACGCGCUGUGUCGCGUGAUCAAAAGACACGAGGCCGGGCUGCUGCAGGGCGAGCCGGCAGCGAGGGCGAAAGGAGCCAGCAACGCGGCCGGCGGGAGAGCGCAGAUGAGCAAGGUCUCCAGCACCUCGUCCCUCGUCAGCAGCGAGCAGCUCAGCGCGUUCACGCCCACCAAUUCCAGCCCGCCUCCUACUCUGGACAUGAGCAGGGGAAUGUGCGCCACGGCUGAAUCCGGCAGCACGUUCCAGAGUCCACUCGCGUACGGCGGAGACGCGACGGCGACGGCCACCACCGGGCUGCCGUCGAGCCCGCUGCCCCCGCCCCUGUUCGUGCCCAGCGGCCGCUCGUCCCCGCCGCACGACACGUUCUUCAUCGGCGGCGACGACAUGGGGAUCGGCGCCGCGGAGCACGAGCUGAGAUGGGACAGCUUCGCCUACCCGAGCACGUUCUCGAAUGGUGCCGAGAUGUGGAACGCGACGGCGAGCCCGUUGCUGUGCCGGCAAGCGAGCGACGGCGGCGUCGACGACCUGGCGGCGCUCUUCUUCUCGGAGGACAACAGGAUCGUGUUCUGAUCUCGAGAGGAAUGACGAGGCAGCGAUGCUCCUGAAGGCGGCGUGUUUGGCUCUGGGAAAUAAGCUAGGCUUUUCGGUGACCGGCCUCUGCUUCCUGCUCCCAGAAAUGGCGGUAUAUUUUUCAGCCACGGUACGGGGAGCUAGCGUCUGUAUACGUAUACAUAUUAAUGAAUACGUGUUUAAUUUUAUACAGGAUAUCAUUUAUGCCUUUUAUAAGUUGGUAAAGAUACUAAGAUAAAAGGCAAGCUACUAUUGGGUAUUAUUGGCUACAGAGUGAUGGCACCAUUUUAGUACAGUCUUCUCCUCUGUAGCAGGGUCGUCUUGUGUACCGUCUCACCUUUUUUUUUUCUUCUGAUGUGUGUGUCCUCUUCUUAAUGAUCUAUGUACUCCUGUGCUUGUCCUGUACUGUGGACGGUCGAGCUGGUACACAAUGCAAUACCAAUAUAUUGCAGUGCUUUGUAGCCUUGUUAAAUUCAUGGCAAUGUCGAAUUACAAACCUUUGGCA
Molecule: messenger RNA, 2044 nt
Organism: Panicum virgatum (switchgrass)
Lineage: Eukaryota; Viridiplantae; Streptophyta; Magnoliopsida; Poales; Poaceae
Product: NAC domain-containing protein 71-like
Exons: 5
Coding region: 529-1539 (336 amino acids)
Biological process (GO): regulation of DNA-templated transcription
Molecular function (GO): DNA binding
Source: RefSeq, a predicted model, not a curated record